Schistosoma turkestanicum is the source of this 2336-nucleotide messenger RNA. The record is from the annotation of a GenBank genome assembly. Lineage: Eukaryota; Metazoa; Platyhelminthes; Trematoda; Strigeidida; Schistosomatidae.
GCGUAACUCAUUCGAAAUCUUACUCUACCAACUUCUAGUUCCGAUUAUCAGUUUUUCUUGGUCGUCUGUUCCUCGUCGAUUAUUUUCUACAUUUAAAGCAAGUGAAUUGUAUGUAUUUAGUGAGUAGUCGACUCAGUUUUUAUCUCGUUCUUCCCUCUUCUAGAUAACGUCACACUAGGUACCUUCAGGCUAGGCUCAAACUUACCAAAGGUUGAAGUUAAAACUGCCUGUAGUUUUUCUGAACUUUUUGUUGAUGCUACUCUGAAUAUUAGUACUAAUUCUUCACACUAAUCUAUAACCCUGUUUGAAAAGCAGUUUCGUUAAUUAUUCACCAAAAUGGAAUCUAUACAAAAUGCAAAUCUAUCCAAUGUACGAAUUUGUUUUCGGCUUAAUACCGGUCAACGUAUAGAAUGGAAUGGAAACCCAAAUGUAUCGGUUUGGUCAGUUCUUGAAGAUUUAGCGCUAAACAAUCCAGGAAUUGCAGACUUAUUAUCCAUUGAGCAUGAUUCAUCUUCCGAUGAGAAUUGUUUAGCUGUGGUCUUUUUUCAAACUAAGAUUGUAGGCGAGACCAGUUUACGUAACACAACAUUGUCUGAUUUGGGUAUCAGUCAUAAUAGUUCAGCCUUAUUACAAUUAACUAAUUUACCACGUUCCUCAAUGACAAAUCCUAUUCAACGCCGCUGUGACUAUCCUAAAUCAUCGGCAUUAAGUAAGAGCAGAACUAAUAAAGGUCAAGAAAUAGCAACACAUCAAAUUGAUGACGUUAAUCCCCAACAACCUAUUCAUUCAUUGAAGAAUAUCGGAGAUGUUGGACAGCAGCAGGCGCCGAGUAUUUCGCAUUACCACCCGCCUGAUCAUCAUUAUCCAAGUAGCAGUAGUAGUAGUAGUGUACGAGAAACAACAUUGACUGAUGAUGGCACAUUCUCAGGUUUUGUUUCACCAUUCAGUGUGUUCUCAGAUCGUCCAACAACUUCUGCAUUUGAUAAUGUUGGACAAAUUACACCUAAACAUCCUCCGAUUGGACAAAGUCGACAGCCAAAAACUUUAGGUGAAAUUCUAGGCAUCAAUUUAGACUUGUCAUCAUCAUCAUCAUCAUUGUCACCAUUUCAUCGAAAUCAAGCACAAUCAUCGUCUACUGUACCAUUCAAUGAAUUUAAAUUUCCUGCUGAUACAGAAGGACAAGAUUUGAAUUCAGCAUUAUUAAAUUCUGAAUACUCGGAAUCGCCAAACGAAAUGGUUGAUCGUGAAUUCAUUGUAUUUCGUCGACAGUCGAAUAUUAUAUCCAAUGAAAAAUCAUCAAUCGGUGAUGAUGAUGAUUUACCAGAAGAAUUUUUUCAACAUACUGAACAAGAUCUACGUAAUUUAAUACGUUCAUAUCGUAAUGAAUGGUCAGAUAAUCAACCAUUACAAACAUCCUCUAUGCGACGUGAAGCUCAUCGUCAACGUUAUGCUAAAUAUAAUAGAGCAAUUAUACAAUUUCAAUGGAUUGACAAUUUAAUCAUUCAAGCAUGUUUUCAUCCUAAUGAAAAAGUAUCAGCAUUAUAUGAAUUUAUCAGUGAUUUACACAAUUCCACAUGUAACUUCCAGUUAUAUACUUCUCCGCCAAAGGUGUUUUUAUCCGAUAGAAAUAAGACGUUAAUUGAAGCUAAUUUAGUGCCUUUAUCAAAAGUAUUUUAUCAUCCUUCUGAUAUACCAGCUGAAAAUAUUUUGAAAUCAGAUAUUUUGAAUCAAAUUCAUGAAGAGAAUAUCAUCAAAGCUCAAUCGAUUGUUUCCUAUUGGAUGAACAAUUUACCAUUCGAUAAUGCACAGCAAAGUAGUUCGUCUCAAAGGAAUAAUAAUAAUGACCUACAGAAAAAUCUAAGACGUACCAAUCAAAUUGAUCCUGACAUGUCUAGUAGUGUACCGAAAUGGUUAAAAUUAAAAAAAUGAAUUUCGCGCUAUUCAUCACGCACACACACACACACCUGCACACACAUACACACACAGAGAGAAAAUUCCAAGCGAAUGGAUGGCUUCAUUCUCAAUGUAAACAAAAAUAUCAAUAAGUGAAUCCACCUUUUGCCGCUGGUCCCGUCUGUCAAUUCCCAAUAUAAUAUAUUCCCUCCUUUUUGCAAUUAUUGAAUGUACUCGUGACCAGCAUCAUACAAGAGCGAUGCCAGUUUUGGGAACUUUUUUUUUGUUCAAAUUUUAUUUGGCUUUUUUCUUUGUUGUUGUUUCUUGUUUAUUGUGUAUUUUGAAAAAAUUGUUUACAUGGUGUUACUCCAUUUGUUUUUUUGUUUGAUUUGUUUGUUUGUUUGUUUAAAAUUUAAUUUUUAGAUUGUCCCCAAAUAAACACA